Messenger RNA from Scedosporium apiospermum, 954 nucleotides. RefSeq names its product putative aldose 1-epimerase protein. Bases 1 to 954 code for a protein of 317 amino acids. Gene Ontology annotation, biological process: carbohydrate metabolic process. The record is from RefSeq and is a predicted model, not a curated record. The transcript has 2 exons. NCBI's taxonomy places the organism in Eukaryota, Fungi, Ascomycota, Sordariomycetes, Microascales, Microascaceae. Gene Ontology annotation, molecular function: carbohydrate binding; isomerase activity.
AUGGACCGCCCCAACCGCCCCGCCGCCCUGGCCACCACUCCCGGCCUCCCCCCUCAGGCCCAAAUAACCACCUCCCACGACAACACCCGCGUCUCCGCCGUCCUCCCCACCGGCGACUCCGUCGAGGUGCUUCUCCACGGCGCCACCGUCAUCAGCUGGAAGGAUGGCUCGGGCGCCGAGAAGCUCUGGCUCUCCACCGCCGCCAAGCUCGACGGCUCCAAGCCCGUCCGUGGCGGCAUCCCCCUCGUCUUCCCCGUCUUUGGCACCGCCCCCGGACACGCCGCCACCGCCUCGCUGCCCCAGCACGGCUUCGCGCGUAAUUCCAAGUGGGAGUUUUUGGGUAAGAGCACGAGCGAGGGCGGUGAUGAUGCCGCUGAGGGCUCGGUGAAGCUUGAUUUCGGGUUGAGCUCGGGAACGCUUGGCGAGGACUGGAAGGCGAAGUGGGGAUAUGCGUUUGGACUUGUCUACAGUGUUACUUUAAGCCCUGGAUCGUUGAGCACUGCGCUUGUGGUUAGCAAUGAGGGUGAGGAGGCUUUUGAGUCUCAGGUUUUGCUUCACACUUACCUCAGGGUCAAGGACAUUUCCGCCACCGAAGUCACCGGCCUCGAAAACAGCUCCUUCCUCGACAAGGUGGAUGGUCCCCAAACCAAGACCCAAUCCGGCCCCGUCACCAUCACUGGCGAGACCGACCGCGUCUACAAUCCCGAGACCGACCCCAAGGACCCCGUCCGCGUCGUCGAAUCCGGCAAGCCCACCGUCACCCUCGUCCGCGACAACCUCCCGGACGUCGUCGUCUGGAACCCCUGGGUCGACAAGGCCGCCGGCAUGGGCGACUUCGAGCCCAAGGAUGGCUGGAAGAACAUGAUUUGCGUUGAGGCUGGUAGCGUUCGGUCGUGGACUAAGUUGGAGAAGGGCGAUGUCUUUGAGGGUGGUCAGACGUUUUAUGCCAAUUGA